Hydatigera taeniaeformis is the source of this 2073-nucleotide messenger RNA. The record is from the annotation of a GenBank genome assembly. NCBI's taxonomy places the organism in Eukaryota, Metazoa, Platyhelminthes, Cestoda, Cyclophyllidea, Taeniidae.
AUGGCAACGAGCGAAGCUUAUCAACAAACGGUGAAUAUGUUAAGUGACUACAAAAUGCAACACUAUAUUCAUACAUGGGUGGCCAGUGGAUUGGCGGAAGACGAACAUGGCAAAUGUCCUUCUACAGCUAACAUAAGCUGCAAAGAUGGGUUACUAGUGCCAGUCUGGAGACCAAAGGACAACAUCAGUGUUGCUCAAAUAGCAGGUCGUGCCAUUGUGUACUUCCUUUCGUUAAUGUAUUGCUUUCUUGGUGUUUCCAUUAUCGCCGAUCGAUUCAUGGCUGCGAUCGAAGUGAUCACUAGUCAAGAAAAAGAAGUUCGAGUGAAAUCAAAGUCAGGAGAAAUUCAAGUUAUAUCUGUACGCAUUUGGAACGAAACGGUUUCUAAUUUAACACUAAUGGCUCUUGGAUCAUCUGCGCCCGAAAUUUUGCUUUCUAUUAUCGAAAUAUGUGGAACAAACUUUGAAGCUGGGGAGCUUGGCCCCGGCACAAUAGUUGGAUCUGCGGCUUUUAACUUAUUUGUCAUCAUUGGCAUUUGUAUUGCUGUCAUACCCAAUGGGGAGACACGCAGAAUUAAGCACUUUGGUGUCUUUGUUGUGACGUCGAUAUGGAGUGUAUUCGCCUAUCUCUGGUUAUAUUUUAUCAUCUCAGUGACAUCAAAGGGAGUCGUGGAAUUCUGGGAGGCAUUUCUCACCUUUCUUUUUUUCCCUAUAACAGUCCUUACAUCAUACAUAGCAGAUAUUAAGCUUUUUCAAAGGAAGUUCUUGAAAAAGAGGUAUAAGGCUAGACGGAAGGCAAAAUAUAUGGUAAAAAAUGCUGCUGAUGUUGAGGCAAAUGGAAAAUUUUCGGAAUCUGAAGUAGUUUCAGAAAGCAGUGAAGGUUCACUCGAAGAGGAAUAUGAAAAAACUCGUCUUGAAUACAUUGAAACCAUCAAAGAAAUCCGCAAGAAAAAUCCCCAUAUCGAUCCUAAGGAGCUGGAAGAGCUAGCACAGGUUGAAGUUUUAAACAGGGGUCCCAAAUCGCGAGCCUUUUAUCGCAUUCAAGCAACUCGACAAUUGACUGGCAGCGGUAAUGUAAUAACAAGAUCGAAACUUGAACGCAAACUCUCGAUCCAACAGACUGAAAUUACGGAAAUGUAUGCACCGGACGUUCAGCAACUUUACUUCAAUCCUGGCCACUACACAGUGAUGGAGAAUGUUGGAAGCUUCCAAGUCACAAUUUCUCGCAAGGGCGGUGAUCUUAGAGAUGAAGUGGCAAUCGAUUAUGCCACUGAGGACGGUACUGCAGUCGCUAAUGAAGACUAUGAGCCGACUAAUGGAACGCUUGUUUUUCGUCCUAAUGAACAGCACAAACAAAUAUCUAUAACCAUCAUUGAUGAUGAUAUCUUUGAAGAGGAUGAACAUUUCAAUGUUCGGAUUAGUAAUCUUCGUGUGAUUCAAAAUUAUGGGCUCACUUCCGACUGGAAGAUUGUGGAUCCAGCUGUUGCUACUGUCAUGGUGUUGGACGACGAUCACUCAGGCAUUUUCCAUUUCGCUUCCGAGUCGGUUGAGAUCAGUGAAUCUUGCGAAGUUGCCGAAUUCACCGUUAUUCGCAGUUCAGGUGCUCGUGGUUGUGUGCAUGUUCCAUUCAAAACAGUGGAUGGCACUGCCAAGGGAAACGGCAAGGACUACUCAGACGUUUCUGGUUUCGUCGAAUUUUUGGAUGAUCAGACCGAGUACGUCAUCCACCUUAUCUGUUAUGCGAAGAUAGUUAAUGCAACUUAUUUACUAAAAGCUGUCAUUCGCGUCCCAAUUGUGGAUGAUAAUGACUACGAGAAGAACGAAUACUUCUUCAUUGAGCUUGGACAGCCAACAAUCGUCGAGAGGGAAGGUGAGUGGACGCACUUGGAGGUAAAAACAAUUUUUCGGUCUCACUUACCUUUGACCGACUGUAACAAGCGUCUUAUUGACACUCCUUGGUGUUUGAGUGGGCAGAAAAUGCUCUCCUCUUCAUUUAAGGUGCAGAUAGGGAUUGUAUGCGCUCUCUCACGCAGUGAAAUUACCUUCCUCUUUUCUCACUUGUCCUUCCCUCUUUAG